AUGUGCUUCACUAUUCUCGUUGCCUUCCGUGUCGUUAGAGCUAGGAAAGCAGCAAGGUUUGCGGUUCUGCAUGGAUGCAAACCGAUUAAAGGUCAAUUUCCACACAUACCUUUGGCGUUCGGCCUCGAUUUCAUCGUCCAGAACAUACGCGCUUUCCAUCGCAACGGAUUCUUGGAUCUAUUGAGAAGUCGCCACGCAGCCUAUGGAAAUACCUUUUCGGCGCGAGCCCUGGCCCGUCGAGGCGUCUUCACAAUCGACCCAGAAAACGUGAAGACCGUACUCGCUGGCCGCUUUCAAGAUUAUUGCCUGGGAGACCGGCCACCCAUCAUGGGCCAACUCCUGGGGAAAGGCAUCUUUGUCUCAGAUGGAGAGGAUUGGUCGCAUUCGCGAGCUCUGCUGCGUCCCAGUUUCGUUAAGGACCAGAUCGCCGACCUGAGACUCAUCGAUGGCCAUAUUGAAGACCUUUUGAAGCUGGUACACAACAACCAAUUGGUCGAUCUUCAACAUCUCUUCUUGCACUUUACGCUAGAUUCAGCAACUGAGUUCCUGUUUGGUCGAUCCACCAACCUACUUGGAACAAAUACUGCCGCCGACAAAGCAUUCAGCGAUUCCUUCAAUGCUUCCCUGAAAGACAUGGCGCUGCAGUUUCGUAUGGGGCCAAUUCGCAAACUUCGCCGACGCAACCCAGAGGUUGCUGAAGCUCACAGAAUCUGCCGUGCUUACGUUGAUCAAUUUGUAGAAUCCGCCAUGCAAAUGAGGAAGCACGCUACCGAGUCGGACACGAAGCCAUCAACUGAGUACGAUCGCAAUUUCUUCCUCCGAGAGCUCGCCAAAUCGACAGACGACAAAGAAAAGAUUCGAGACGAAAUUCUUAACAUUCUUAUCGCUGGCCGAGACACGGUCGCCAGUCUCUUGUCAAGCCUUUUCUUCGUGCUAGCGCGGCGUCCUGACAUAUGGAACAAAGUCAAAAAUGAAUUGGCCCAGCUCAAGGGAGAACUUCCGACGUACGACCAGUUACGCGACUUGAAGUAUAUCAGAUACUGUAUUAAUGAAACGCUUCGCCUAUAUCCCCCAGUCCCCUCCAACACACGCGUAGCAGUGCGUGAUACAGUGCUACCCCGAGGCGGGGGCCCAAAUGGUGAGGAUCCAAUUCACGUUCCCUCGGGGGGUGUCGUGAUAUAUAGUGUGUUUGCCAUGCAUCGCCGAAAGGAUCUUUUCGGACAAGAUGCUGAAGAGUUCCGUCCUGAGCGAUGGGAUUCGCGCAAGUUUUCCUGGGAAUACAUACCCUUCAACGGCGGCCCAAGAAUCUGUCUCGGCCAGCAGUAUGCUAUCACAGAAGCAUCUUUGGUGUUGAUUCGAUUUGCUCAAGAAUUUUCAACAAUCUGUGGUGAAGAUUCGACCGAGUGGAAGGAAAAUCUCACACUAACUUUGACGCCUGCUGGUGGGGUCAAAGUAUAUUUGGCACGAUAG
Molecule: messenger RNA, 1470 nt
Organism: Bipolaris victoriae FI3
Lineage: Eukaryota; Fungi; Ascomycota; Dothideomycetes; Pleosporales; Pleosporaceae
Exons: 3
Coding region: 1-1470 (489 amino acids)
Molecular function (GO): iron ion binding; heme binding; oxidoreductase activity, acting on paired donors, with incorporation or reduction of molecular oxygen, reduced flavin or flavoprotein as one donor, and incorporation of one atom of oxygen
Source: RefSeq, a predicted model, not a curated record